AUGCCAGAUGCCAACGCGUGGCUGCCCCUCACUAAAUUCCCGCCGUUACAGGGGUUCGCCGCGGCCGCCUCCUGCGAGGCGUCCCGGACUCCCCCACUUGUCACAACCUUUGCCUACGGCCACCAACUCACGGCGGAGGCGUCGCACCGCUUCAUGGGGACACUCCGGCUGGCCGGUUACAAAGGAGCGAUCACUAUCUUUGUGGGCGGGGACGCGUGGAGGACGGACGCGGAGCUCCAGGCGGCGUGGGCGCGCUAUGGUGCUCGCCACAAGCCGAUGGAGCCACUCCUUGGCGAUGAAAGGGAGGCCCAGGGGAAGCGGCGGAACCUCUACGUUUGGAUCCAGCGGCCGUGGCUUGCUGCGGGCGAAUGCCGGCGGGGAGGGCACUGCCACUGCCUGAUUGCGGACUUUCGCGACAUCUACUUCCAAGCGGACCCGAUGGCGCGCUACCCGCGCGGCUCUGACCUCGUCCUCUUCGGCGAGGCGCAGACCUAUGGCCAGUCUGGGCACACGGGCCAGUGGAUCAAGCGCUGCUUUGGGCACAUGGCCCUGCGGAGGAUGAAGAAUGAGACGAUCAUCUGCGCUGGGACCAUCGCCGGCACGCCGUGGGGGCUCAGCACGCUGGGCGCGCAGAUGAACGCUACGUUCCAUGAGCGGAUGCACACCCUCAAGUGGCGCUCCCAGUCGGGAUGUAUCGAUCAGGGUGUCAUGGACUACCUCCUCUUCCGGUUGCGGCAUACCGCGCCGCUUAUCAACCGAAGCGAGGCGUCGCCCUUCUGGUCACUGGCCGACUUGACAACCAUCCAGGAGCGUGGCCGCGGCGGGAUGGUCAACACGGUUGGCAAGCUGAUCACCGAAGGCUCGCUUCGGCUGGGCGAGGAUGGCCUUGAUGCAAGGGGGUUUGGGCAUCUCGCCUGCAUGCGGGGCCCAACAAGGGUGUAG
Emiliania huxleyi CCMP1516 is the source of this 942-nucleotide messenger RNA. RefSeq lists its product as hypothetical. Bases 1 to 942 code for a protein of 313 amino acids. The transcript has a single exon. The record is from RefSeq and is a predicted model, not a curated record. NCBI's taxonomy places the organism in Eukaryota, Haptophyta, Isochrysidales, Noelaerhabdaceae.